GGGGAGUGUCUGGGCGAACGCUGGGUGUGUUUAUGACGUCAAACCAGGAACGACAAGCACUGAACUGAUCGCAGAUGCCGAGUAAGUCUGAAGCUACUCAGAAACUGCUACGAGAUGUGUAAUCGCAAUAUUGCCAAUACAUCGGUCGCAAUUUUAAGAAGUUAAGAUACACUCCCAGUAGGCGUAGGCUUAGCGUGAGCAACUCUGCUAAAUUCGCCUUGCGAGCGAUCAACUCGGAAUGAGGGCCAAUGUUCGUAAUGCCGCCACCAGGGGUCGGGCUCGACAGCCUGAGAGAAUUUUGGCGGGCGAAGGUGCGUCACGCAGAGGCCGGGUCAGUAGCGCGUUGGUGACACGAGCUGCUGUUGUGAGUGACAAUUCUAGAAACUUCUCAAAGGAACCGGUUUCCGUGAAUAACAUGUCGCGAAGUGUGGGGGCUAUGACGGAGUCGCCGAGCGGGGUGUUAAGGAGAAUUUUAGCAUCCCGAGGUGUUACCUCAGGAGUUCAUGUGCCGGAGGUACGCCGCGGUCGCCCCGUGGGCCCGCGGGGGUCCGUGGCUGCCAGAGGUGGUCGAAGAAGUUCGAUUCUUACUAGAGGUGAGCACAUUGGGAGAUGUACAAGAUUACAAGAGUCGGUGCAAGGAGAGGGGGCACCCAACAGUGGUAUUACAAUGGGUUCGGUUAGUAAUAUAAACAACAGCGCUGACACGAUUGUAGCGGGACAGGGCGCGAGGACAUUGGGUAUUAGUAAUGCUGGAAGACAGCUUGUAAGGCCCGCCGCGUGUAAUAUUAGGAGUAAAAGAGGAACUGGGGAGCUACGUGGUAUGAGGGGCACAGUACCGGGGAGAUCUGAUGCUGAUGCGGUAUGCUUUGGAGGUAAUGGAGCUGGAUUCAAUCCGUCUGAGGUAGCGUCUAUAUGCACCUCGGUCAUAUCAGCGCUGGUCCCGGUGCUGAAUGCCAAUAACGCUGAAAGGAAUUUUUUGUGGGGGCAGAAUUCUGCUGAUUUGCGGAGGGAUGGCGUUGAUGAAUCAGGGGCGGCUGUUUUACAGGCCAGAUCGGGUGGAGGUAAUAGGGGCAAUAGGAAUGUUAAUGAAUUUUUGGUAGAUGUUUCUCCUUGCUUUUCUACAGAGGAGUCCCUUGCAGCCCCUGAGGUGCAGGACGAUUCUGGGGAAUCAGCUGCGGUGGUAGAGUCUGCCCUGGACGAGGGUGGUCGUUAUGGUUAUACGCCCGGAUUGGAGGGCUUAGCUUUUCGAGCCCUGGCUCCCUCCACUCUUCGAGGGUACAAAAAUGCCAUGGGAGAGUGGGAAAGAUAUGUGCGCCUGCAUCAAGAUCAAGGUAAGACCGAUUACGCAAUGUUAUUGGAUUAUGUGUGGGAAUGUUUUAGAGCAGGCAGACCAAGAGGGUUCGUAACACGUUUACUGUCUGCUCUUUCUUAUUUCUUGAGACUUUAUGGCCGGCAUGAUUUUACAAAAUCUUUCUUUCUAGCAAAGAUUCUUAAAGGUUGGGCUCGAGUUAUGCCCCCUGUACAAGAUGCACGUAGACCAAUAACUAUUUCAAUAUUGCGGCGCAUGGCGGUCGUGUUGCAGGAUGUCUGUGCAUCUGAUUACGAAACACUUUUAUUUACAUUGUGUUUCGUCAUGGCCUUUUUUGGGGCCUUUAGAGUCAGUGAACUGGUGGCUGCUUCGAAAUCAGCAAGGUCACCUAUUCUUCGUGAACACGUGUCAUUGGAAGAGGGAGGCUUAUGGUGCAAAGUACAACGUUCCAAAACGGACCAAUUGGGCAAAGGUUGUUGGGUUGUUUUGAAUUGUGUUGAUGACAUAGAGAUUUGUCCUGUGUCUUUGGCGAGGAUUUAUUUGAAGACAAGGUCUGAUGUGCCAGGUCCAUGGUUGCAGCAUUUGGAUGGUAUGCCGGUGACUCAAUUUCAAUUUAGAUGGGUGAUGGAACGUUGUAUUUGCACGAUGGGUUUGCCGGUAUCGAGAUAUGGUACCCAUUCGUUUCGAAUAGGUGCGGCGACAACAGCAGCUGCGGAAGGCUGUUCGAGCGGGCAAAUUAGAGCCUUGGGAAGGUGGAAGUCUGAUGUAUUUCGGAAAUAUAUCAGGUUUUGACCUGUUAAUAAAAAAAAAAAAAAAAAAAUCAGACUUGAGGUUUCAGCCACUCGCCAUAUUUGGGGGUCUUGAGGAAUUUUUUUAUCCUGUCAGGUGCCUUAAGCCUGGGGGUUCAAACCCGCCUGGCAGGUGUGUUUUUCGCCUCUCGUCAAGUCUGAUCCCCCCCCCUUAUCUAACUCCCUUUGUAAAAGGAGAACAAUUCUCUUCAAAAAUUAUCACAUUAGAGGCCAAAUUAAAAUAUGUAAUAAAUAAAUGUUAAACCAUUUUAGCAAGAUUUUAAAGGGAUGUUUUUGGGUUAAUGUUGUUGCAAGAUUUUUGU
This is a messenger RNA of Pseudophryne corroboree (corroboree frog), 2420 nucleotides long. RefSeq lists its product as uncharacterized. The record is from RefSeq and is a predicted model, not a curated record. The transcript is spliced from 2 exons. Gene Ontology annotation, biological process: DNA integration; DNA recombination. Gene Ontology annotation, molecular function: DNA binding. Lineage: Eukaryota; Metazoa; Chordata; Amphibia; Anura; Myobatrachidae. The coding region runs from base 239 to 2101 and encodes 620 amino acids.